AUGUGUUCAGACAGUGAUCGCAGUCCAAAUGGGAUGUUACUGUCAACCAAUGAGCGAAUAGAACGUUCGCUUAAAGGCAGUACCUCGAGACUGAGUUCUUCAUUCUUUCAGGGUCGUUUUGAGAAACAAUCAUACCUACAAAUAAAAAUGAGCGGCAGAGGUAAAACCGGAGGCAAAGCCAGAGCCAAGGCUAAGACUCGCUCAUCCAGGGCAGGACUGCAGUUCCCCGUCGGCCGUGUUCACAGGCUUCUCCGCAAAGGCAACUACGCCGAGCGCGUCGGUGCUGGUGCUCCUGUUUAUCUGGCGGCUGUGCUCGAGUAUCUUACCGCUGAGAUCCUGGAGUUGGCUGGAAAUGCUGCUCGGGACAACAAGAAGACCCGCAUCAUCCCCCGUCAUCUGCAGCUGGCGGUGCGCAACGACGAAGAGUUGAACAAACUUCUGGGCGGAGUGACCAUCGCUCAGGGCGGUGUGCUGCCCAACAUCCAGGCUGUGCUGCUGCCCAAGAAGACCGAGAAACCCGCCAAAUCCAAAUAAGCGGAUUCAGUCUGUUUUAUUGAAAACCAAAGGCUCUUUUAAGAGCCAC
Molecule: messenger RNA, 583 nt
Organism: Megalobrama amblycephala (Wuchang bream)
Lineage: Eukaryota; Metazoa; Chordata; Actinopteri; Cypriniformes; Xenocyprididae
Product: histone H2A-like
Exons: 2
Coding region: 1-534 (177 amino acids)
Cellular component (GO): nucleosome
Molecular function (GO): protein heterodimerization activity; DNA binding; structural constituent of chromatin
Source: RefSeq, a predicted model, not a curated record